This is a messenger RNA of Clarias gariepinus (North African catfish), 2244 nucleotides long. It is a transcript of the gene gpr37l1b, whose product is annotated as G protein-coupled receptor 37 like 1b. The coding region runs from base 156 to 1562 and encodes 468 amino acids. NCBI's taxonomy places the organism in Eukaryota, Metazoa, Chordata, Actinopteri, Siluriformes, Clariidae. Gene Ontology annotation, biological process: positive regulation of MAPK cascade; adenylate cyclase-inhibiting G protein-coupled receptor signaling pathway. Gene Ontology annotation, cellular component: plasma membrane; signaling receptor complex. Gene Ontology annotation, molecular function: G protein-coupled peptide receptor activity. The record is from RefSeq and is a predicted model, not a curated record. The transcript has 2 exons.
GACAAGACUACAGAACCUACAUAGUCUCUGGUAUGAGGGAUUCUAGGCUUUGGUUACAUUGGGUCUACAUUUUGCCCUUUAUUUCUAACUCUACAGCUUCGGUGUGAACUACAGUAAACCAGUUGGGAAAGUAGUUGCUGAAUCCUUUUUUUUAAAUGAUGAAGAUGGGCAGUGUGAGAGUGAUUUAUGUACUGAUGCUAGUCAUGGUUUUUGGUGUCUGUGCUUACGGAUCGAAAACCAAGGGACUAUCUUUAUGGAACCAGCAAGAAGAUCAAGAUUUGGAGAAUGUACAUACACCAUUUGAGGAGUUUUCUGGAACUCAGCCGACUCCAACACCUCAGUCAGACCUUCCCAAUAUGAAUCUGACGUCUAUUAUAGACAAAGAUGACAUUGCUGGUGGAUUCCUAACUAAAAACAAUGCCACAGAACAAGACAUGACAAGGAUCAACAACCCUCUGUUCCCAGUGACAAACAGCUCGUACAGCGCCUAUGGGAUUCUGUUUCUGUCGCUUGUAGUGUUUGCUGUAGGGAUUGUGGGAAAUCUGGCAGUCAUGUGCAUUGUUUGGCAUAACUAUUUCAUGAGGAGUGCAUGGAACUACAUCCUGGCCAGCCUGGCUUUCUGGGACUUCCUGGUCCUGUGUUUCUGCCUGCCUGUGGUGGUGUUUAAUGAACUCACCCACAAAAGGCUGCUGGGGGAUUUUUCUUGUAGGGUUGUACCCUACAUGGAGGUGACAUCACUAGGCGUGACAUCCUUUAGCCUGUGUGCACUUGGUAUUGACCGUUUUCAUACAGCCACCAGUUCCCUUCCAAAGGCCCGGCGAGUGGAGCAUUGUCAUUCAGUCCUGGCCAAACUGGCUGUGGUGUGGGUAGGUUCCAUGGUCCUGGCAGCCCCAGAGCUGCUCAUAUGGCAGCUGCAACAAGUCAAAUCCUCUUCUAUGGGUGUUCAGAUGGAUGUCUGCGUCAUGAGCCCAUACCCAAAUCUCCCAGAGUCCAUUUACUCCCUGAUCAUCAACUACCAUGACACUCGCAUCUGGUGGUACUUUGGCUGUUACUUUUGCCUACCAGUGGUCUUCACCUUGCUCUGUCAGCUGGCCACAUGCCAUGUCUCCAGCGAUAGUGGAAGCUCUGUCAAGAGGACCGAAGAGCAAUCUCCAUCCACAAAGCAGAAACUUGAACAUGUACAUCAGGUUGAACGCCAACUGAACUGCACCGUUAUGACACUGGCUGUGGUUUAUGGGGUGUGUGCUCUGCCUGAGAACGUAUGCAACCUUACACUGACAUACACUUCUUUACAGCCAUCUAAUGAUGUUUUGGCUCUCCUUACUCUGAUAAAUCAGUUUUUCCUGUUCUUUAAGUCAUCUGUGACGCCGGUGCUCCUGCUGUGUCUGUGUAAGACUCUGGGCCAGGCGUUUAUGGACUGCUGCUGCUGCUGCUGUGAGGAAUGCCAACCCAGCACCUCCUCUUCCUCCCAAAACAUUGCUGAAAGCAAGCAUGAGAUGUCCUCAUCUAUUUUCUUUGACAAAGCCAAGGACAGUACAACCAUUUUGUCCAUUGGUAGCUGAGUCAGCAAAAAUGAUCAUUUUUCACAUCCCCUUUUUGCAUAUCUCUCAUUAGUGAGCAUGAUUUAUUUUUUUCCGCAGACGCACUGUCUGAUGGGAUAAAAAUCACUGAGCCCUUAGGUGGUGCUAGAAGUUGUCCUUUUGCAGUUCUGAACGAACUUGUUUCUAAAAGGAGCAUGUUUAAAUGAUUUGGUCAAUUACAGGCAGAACCCACUUUAAACACUUAUGUACUUUCUUAGCUUGACUAAUCCAAACAUACUGCACCAUUUUGUCUUAAAUGUAAAGAUACUGUAAUGUUUACUUUAAAUCAUUAACACCUUCUGUCAACAGGAUGUCAUGUGAAGUCUCUAUAAAAUGUUAGCUCCUACGGCCCUGUCACACUGUUUGUGAGCCUUGUGUAAGAAUCCGUGACUUUACAGUAGGUCUUUAUUUAGUGAUGAGUCGAGGUUUUCUAGAUGCCUGAAGAGCAGUCAAUAAUUCAUAUAAAAAUAAUUUGUUCAGAUAGGUGUAUCUUUUUUUUUCUUUUGAAGAUACUCAUUUUUUGAGACAUGGGGACAUAUGUAACAAAUAGUGCUAUAUAAUAAUUGAUGCCAUAGUUUUGUUUUUUAUGUAACAGCUUGGCUAUUUUGCCAAUUAUAAUAUUGUACAUGCACUGGAUUGUUUUAUUAAACUGUAAAUAAAAAAA